AUGGUGCCCUUCGACUGCCUGUGCUCAGGCCAAGCUGUGGUGUGGGUCAGCUGGCAGGAAGCACAUUGCCCCCAUGGCAGAGCACUGCGGCUCUGGCUUGCAGUGCCCUGGAGGGACGCGACCUCGCAGGCAAAAGCUGACAAUGAAGGGCUCAGGUGGAGGCUGUGGGACCUGGAGAAGGCACCGGAGCAGGCUCAGAAAGACAAGCGAGACAUUCCUGAAGAAAUGACCCUGGAGCUGCAGGAGCAGACAGCAGCCCCCAGCCAGUGCUUGAAGGCCAAGGUGAAGAGCCUACAGGAGCAGCUCGAUGUGCCUGCCCUGUGCCAGUGCCCUUGGGGCUAUGCUGCACACUGCCCCUGUCCUCCUGUGCACUGGAAAGAAGUAGGAAUGACCAUUGCCAUGGAGCACAAGGAGCACCUACGGGAGUUUGGCCUCAACCCCUUGGGGAUACAGCACUCUGGGGCUCCUGGGAUGGGACAAGCUCUCAGUCCCUAUGUCCCUAUCAGCACGCUUGGAGAGCUUUCCACAUCCAGUGUCCCACAGUCCAGCAGCCCCGGGCUAGGCAGGAGCAGACACAGUCCUCUCCAUAACACUAUUCACAUGAACAGCAGUGUGGGUUUGUCCUUUAAUCACACCCCAGAUGAGUGA
Strigops habroptila (Kakapo) is the source of this 648-nucleotide messenger RNA. RefSeq lists its product as uncharacterized. The transcript has 3 exons. NCBI's taxonomy places the organism in Eukaryota, Metazoa, Chordata, Aves, Psittaciformes, Psittacidae. The coding region runs from base 1 to 648 and encodes 215 amino acids. The record is from RefSeq and is a predicted model, not a curated record.